Molecule: messenger RNA, 2080 nt
Organism: Dissoconium aciculare CBS 342.82
Lineage: Eukaryota; Fungi; Ascomycota; Dothideomycetes; Mycosphaerellales; Dissoconiaceae
Product: Metallo-dependent phosphatase
Exons: 2
Coding region: 469-1947 (492 amino acids)
Molecular function (GO): metal ion binding; acid phosphatase activity
Source: RefSeq, a predicted model, not a curated record
GACGAUGACCGUCGCGACGACGAUUCAUGCUUCAUUCGGGGUUAUGUGGCAUGCAUAAGCCGUCCCUAUGCAUUCAGCUCCAAUGAUCUUCACCACGAGCAGCUAUUAAACGAACCUGAACGACGCUUGAUGAAUAUUCCCGAACAAUUUGAGAUGUAUUCCCCGCCAGACCGCAUUCAAAUGGCGUCGCCCUCCAGAGACCGCCCGCUCGGGCCAGACCACAUCGGUCGCAAUGCCGUCCGGACGAGUAAUUGAUUAGCCUCGAAUGGAUGCCGGCAUCAACGCUUGCGUAGCUACGAUGUUCUUGCCACGAGAAGUACAAGUAUUAGUAGACCUGCCCGGCUCGUCGUCGAGACAUCGGGGCAAUUGCAACACUUCAUCACACACGAGCAUUUCUAUUGUUAUCGUGCUGGAUACCAUUGGCAAAGCUUGUUGCUUUAAUCAUAUUCCUUACCGUUUUCACCGAUCAUGGCUUCUUUACUCGCCCUGCCAUUGGUGGCCAUCACCGGCGCGCUUGCCUUUUCGUAUCCUCAGAUCCCAGCUGAUCGCACAACUCCAUUUCAGCAGCGCAUCGCUGUGAAGGGGGCGAACUCCAUUUCUGUGGGCUGGAACACCUUCCAGAAAUUAGACCAACCCUGCGUGCAGUUUGGCAUUUCCAGCAGCUCUCUCACUGCUCAGUCGUGCUCUACCGACUCAUACACAUAUGCUUCGUCUCGAACAUGGUCGAACGCGGUCACACUUUCCGGCCUUCAGCCUGCAACGACAUACUUUUACAAGAUUGUGUCGACCAAUUCCACUGUGCAGUCGUUUUUCAGCCCUCGUGCCGCCGGAGAUGAUACCCCUUUCAACAUGGACGUUGUGGUUGAUCUUGGUGUGUAUGGGCCAGAUGGCUUCACCACUACCAAGCGAGACACCAUUCCUCAAAUUGAGCCGGCGCUCGAACACUCCACCAUCGGCUCCCUGGCUCGUACCUACAAGGACUAUGAGCUUGUCAUCCACCCAGGAGACUUCGCAUACGCUGAUGACUGGUUCUUGAAGCCGCAGAACCUCCUGGACGGCAAGGAUGCAUACUCAGCUAUCCUCGAGACCUUCUACAAUCAGCUCGCGCCGAUUUCUGCUCUCAAGCCGUACAUGGCUGGUCCUGGCAACCACGAGGCUGCCUGCGAGGAGAUCAACUACACCAGCGGUUUGUGCCCGCAAGGCCAGAAAAAUUUCACCGACUUCCGCAACCGUUUCAACCAGACCUUGGGUACUGCCUUCCUCUCGUCUAGCAAUGACAGCUCAGCGCAACACUCCGCAGUGAUCGCCAAGGCUCUCGCCAACCCGCCGUUCUGGUACAGCUUUGAGUACGGCCAAGCACACGUUGUUAUGUUCAACACCGAGACCGACUUCCCUAAGGCUCCAGAUGGCAAAGACGGUAGUGCCAACCUGAAUGCUGGGCCAUUCGGCGCGACCGGCCAGCAGCUCGCUUUCCUCGAAGCUGACCUGUCCAGCGUCGACCGUACUGUCACACCCUGGCUCAUCGUCGCUGCUCACCGUCCCUGGUACUCAACCGGCGGUAAGGGCAACGUCUGCGCACCCUGCCAGGCAGCCUUCGAGCCGCUCUUCUAUAAAUACGGUGUGGAUCUCGCGCUCUUCGGACACGUGCACAACUCUCAGCGAUUCAGCCCGAUCUACAACGGCACUGUCGACCCUGCCGGACUCAACAACCCCAAGGCGCCCAUGUACGUGGUCGCGGGCGGUGCUGGCAACAUCGAGGGCCUCUCCGAAGCUGGCGCGAACGCUACAGGAAACGUCUUCACUUAUGACGGCGACUUCUCAUAUGCGCGCGUCAAGGUCAUGGAUGCGAAUAAUCUCGGUGUAGAGUUCUACAACUCUCGCAAUGACACCCUGCUCGACUCGAGUGUCUUGUACAAGGCUCACGCCGAACAAUUCGUUGUCCAGUAGCUACUCGAUAGAUCAAGCUGAAGUAUCCCAAAUCACCUCACACGAUCCCAUUGAAUGUAAUGUUGUAUCGUCAACUGAAAAAGUAAAAAAGUCUCGGGUCGCUUAAAUGCCAAUGCUUCAGUGCCACGUCCGC